AUGUCAACUCUGCCGCGACUAACCGCAAGGUUGGCCCAGGCUAGCGCCAGGCACGAUCUACAGGGCCUCGCAACCACUCUUCACACCUCCAAGACUCAUUAUUCCUUCAGGACGUUUCACCACCAGUCAAAACACCACCACACGACCUGUUUGUAUGGACCCGGAUGCCGUCGUGCCCGCCCUAUCUCUAUAACCCAUGACACUAAAAAAAGCGUCGUUGCUGCGCGAUCCAAGGAGUUCCACACAUCGAGCCCGCGCCGGGACCUGAUUGAUGAUCCACGAUACAGUCCCGAGAAGGUAGCAGCCCGCGCCAAAUACCCAAUUCUUACAGCCAAGGACUCCGCCAAGAGCAGGGACAUGCCCCUGGGAGCCAAGAUGCUUGUGCGGGAUUUUAUCGACGACUCGCUCUACCAUCCACGCUACGGCUACUUUUCGAAGCAGGCAGUAAUCUUUUCACCCGAGACGGAUUUCGAGUUUGAGAAGAUCAAGGACAACAUGGAGUUCUUGGAUAUAAUCGCGGAAAAGUACAAGGAGAUUGAGGACGAUAUGGACGUGAGAGAUGAGGUCGCGAGACAGGUCUGGCAUACACCCACGGAAUUGUUCAAGCCUUGGUAUGGAUACGCGAUCGCAAAGUACAUCGUGACGGAAUACAAACUCAACAACUACCCACAUGAGGACUUGAUCAUCUACGAGAUGGGUGCCGGAAAUGGAACACUUAUGCUGAACAUCCUAGACUACAUUCAACAAUUCGAGCCCUCGGUCUAUGAGCGCACCCGUUACCGGAUCAUCGAGAUAUCCAAAAAGCUGGCGCAACGACAGGGUGAGCGCCAGGAGGUUCGAGAAGUCACUCAACGCCAUAAAUGCGUCGAGGUCAUCAAUAAGAGUAUCUUUGAAUGGGAUACUGUCGUCCCAGAUCAUUGUUUCUUUGUCGGCAUGGAGGUCCUAGACAACUUUUCGCACGACUUGAUCCGAUACGAUUCAGUAACAGAGGAGCCGUUCCAAGGCAUGGUGGCAAUUGAUGAAGAGGGCGACUACACAGAAAUCUACACGCCGGUCGCGGAUCCAUUGAUCCAGCGAUACCUCUCAAUCCGGAAACAGACAGGAUACAGACCCCCUGUGCUGGCAAGAAGGUUCCUGAGGCGACUUCGUAAUCGAUUGCCGUUUGCGCCCAAUAUGACAGGACCGGAAUUCAUCCCAACAAAGCUGUUGCUACUGCUCGAGACCCUCAAGACAAACUUUCCAAAGCAUCGGCUAGUGCUGAGCGAUUUCUUUACGUUGCCAGAGGCGAUCCCUGGUACAGAUGCACCGGUGGUCCAGACGAGAUAUGCGGGAACGAUGGUCCCUUGCUCGACAUAUAUGGUAAUGCCCGGGAUGUUCGAUAUUUUCUUCCCGACCAACUUUGAGCUGCUAAGGGAUAUGUACCAGGAGGUCUGUCGUCCAUCAUUGGGAAUGGAGAAGUCAGUCAAGGUGCAGACGCAGAGAGAGUUUCUGGAGCGAUAUGGCGACCUUGAGAAGACUCGGACGUAUAGCGGCGAAAACCCAAUGUUGAUGUAUUAUGAAAACAACAAAAUGCUCCUGAGUUAG
Molecule: messenger RNA, 1584 nt
Organism: Gamsiella multidivaricata
Lineage: Eukaryota; Fungi; Mortierellomycota; Mortierellomycetes; Mortierellales; Mortierellaceae
Product: DUF185-domain-containing protein
Exons: 2
Coding region: 1-1584 (527 amino acids)
Cellular component (GO): mitochondrion
Molecular function (GO): protein-arginine omega-N symmetric methyltransferase activity
Source: RefSeq, a predicted model, not a curated record